This is a messenger RNA of Nymphaea colorata (pocket water lily), 2641 nucleotides long. Its product is annotated as two pore potassium channel c-like. The transcript is spliced from 2 exons. Gene Ontology annotation, cellular component: membrane. The record is from RefSeq and is a predicted model, not a curated record. Gene Ontology annotation, biological process: stabilization of membrane potential; potassium ion transmembrane transport. Bases 39 to 1106 code for a protein of 355 amino acids. Gene Ontology annotation, molecular function: potassium ion leak channel activity. NCBI's taxonomy places the organism in Eukaryota, Viridiplantae, Streptophyta, Magnoliopsida, Nymphaeales, Nymphaeaceae.
ACAAAAAGAAAUCCUCAAUGAGGCUUUAACAAGAGAAGAUGGAUGAGCCGCUUCUAUCUAACAACAGAACUGCAGAUGGCUCAGGAAAACAGCUCCUGCUCGAGUUCCCGAGCCUCGACAACCCGUUGCAUCCGCUGUGUUCAUCCUUAUCCAGGCAGUCCUCACUUCAAUCAUCCAGCCCUGUUCCCAGGCCAACAUCCCUGUCAACAAUCUCGCCGGCGGCGUCACAAGCCAUGAACUCCAUUAGUGACAUACCUGCUAGACCAAAGAGAGUACAGGGGAGAUCCUACUCUGCACCUUCUAUGUUUACAAAUGUCAAGACUGAUUACCUUGCUCCAGUUAGCCCUGAUCCAGGUGUGUUUGGACCUUCACCUUCAAUAGUGAGGCUGGCUUUUGCAGGUGUUCUCUUCUAUUUCUCAAUUGGUGUUGUGUUCUACAUGUUCAAUAGCCAUAAGUUUGAAGGGAGUUCCACCUAUAGGCUGGUUGAUGCUCUCUAUUUCUGUGUGGUCACCCUCUGCACUAUAGGAUAUGGUGACCUAGUGCCCUGCACUAACUUCACCAAACUGUUCACAUGCAUCUUCAUCUUGAUUGGGUUCGGUUUCAUAGACAUCUUGCUCACAGGCCUAGUCAGUUAUAUCCUGAACAGGCAAGAGUCUCUGCUACUUAACGCCAUGGACGAAAGUAGCCGGAACAUAAUCUUCAUGACCUACGUCGUCGACAUGAGUAAAAGAAGAAUGAGAAUCAGGAUGAGGGUGUGUCUGGCAUUAGCAGUUGUGUUCUUCUGCAUUGCUGUGGGGACAGUAGGGUGCCGGAUUCUGGAGGGACUGACAUGGGUGGACUCAGUUUACCUCUCGAUCACGUCGGUCACCACUGUGGGCUAUGGUGACUAUGCAUUUAGUACCUUGAAGGGUAGGCUGUUUGCAACAGUGUGGCUGUUGGUGAGCACAUUGGCAGUGGCUAGGGCCUUCCUGUAUUUGGCUGAGCUCAGGAUAGACAAAAGGAACAGGACAAUUGCAAAGUGGGUGCUACAGAGGGACAUGACACCAAGUGAUCUGCUUGCGGCAGAUCUGGACAAAAAUGGCUUCAUCAGGUUAGCUCGCUUCUAGUUGAUAAAACCCAUGACGUCCAUCUUCCCUCCUAUCCUGAGGGAUACACUCGGCCUGAUUCCUGCAACAAAGAAAGAGUAUCUGUUGAUCUUGAACUCGCAACAUCUGCUGCCUUCGAUACUUCGACACGUAUGUAUAUAUCUUAUUAUAUUAAUGAUCUAACCAGUGGUAUGCUCAGUUGAAGAUGAUGGGAUUCUUCAUCUCAAGGAUCAUGCUCAAUUAUGCGUCAAGUUCAUUAAGUCUGCCUUUGAAGCUCUUUCUGCCAAGAACAUGCACAAACCAGCACCACUAAUGCAUUACCUAGACAACUUCAGGAAGUUUGUCAUCGAUUCAAUUUGAAGUAAUAGGAUUUUGAACCACCAUCAAUCUUAAUGGCAUGAGUUGAAAGUUGGAUUCUCUUCGAUCAAAUUUGAACGCCAAGAGAUCUUCCUUAAGAUUACUGUGACAAGAGUCCAGAGGACCCAACUGUGGGAUCACAUAAUUAUGCUGCGUCAGUGGCUUUUUUUAUUCAAAAAAUGUUUGUGAUUCAUAUAGAAUUUCUUCAUCCAAAGCCGGUUGGAGAAAUCCACAAAUCCAAAUAGUAUGUAUUCAUAUAUAAGAAAUGUGUUCACCCCUAGCCUUGCUUCAAUGCUGGCCAGAUCAACCACAAAUCUCAAGAUGGAAAACUCCACAAAUUUACAAAUAAGAAUAUGAAAAAACCUUCAUCAAUAUUUUCUUGGUGUAUUCCAAAACGAAAAGAUUUAAAGAUUCUUAUCUCAUUUUCUUUUUAAAGUUAUCCUGAUGAAACUGUCUCGUGUGCAAUGAUUGCAUCUGUACUGAAACUUCGGAGCCCGUGUGAAUUUCCAGACAAACAUGGGAUCAAUAAUUCUGCAUAUUCAAGGUGGGACCAACUUCAAUUAUGGUUUAUUUUUGCCUCCCUGGUUUCAAGGCUGAAACAAAACCAAAAGGAAUGAAACAGCUUUUCUAAUCGUGUUUGAUCUAUCCUACCUCAAAUAUCCCUUCAGAUUUCAGAUCUUGUUUGGCCCAUUAUUUGUCCAGUCAAAAAUUUAUACUGAUAUAUAUAUAUAUAUAUGAUUUUCUUGACAAUAGAUUGACAAAUAAUAAUGUAAAUUAAGAAGAAGAAAAAGGGAAAAUGAAGGGACAACUGGCCAAGGUUAGACUUUUAAUAGAUCAUGCAAUUAUGGGUUUGAAGGUGGCCCAGGUGGGGGCUCUUUUGCACUUUCUCUAGGUCUGAGAAAUUCAGAAUUUUAUAGAAAAGCUCCCAACUUUUGGUAGUAUGACAACAAAUACUAUUAUUUUUUUUGAACUGCCAACUUUGUGUGCAGUUCAGGUGGUUAAAUAAAAGAGUUCGAACAUAAGCGUGCUCUUUUGCUAUUUCAAAAGUUGAUUAUGCUCUAUCCAUUUGAGAAAAAAAAAGCAUAAAAAAAAAGAAGUCUAAAAUCCCCUUCUUUAUCAAUAUUAUGUGGUGCAAAUUUAACAAGUUUUAAUCUUGUCAGUAUUGCAAUCAAACGCUUUUAGUGGUAUCUAAAUUAUGU